This is a messenger RNA of Paraglomus occultum, 2924 nucleotides long. The record is from the annotation of a GenBank genome assembly. NCBI's taxonomy places the organism in Eukaryota, Fungi, Glomeromycota, Glomeromycetes, Paraglomerales, Paraglomeraceae.
CAAAUCCCAAAUGGAAUUCUCUGCCGGUGACUAACGCUAUAACCGUCAAUCGACCAGCAUGUUCCGUUACGUCAAAGGGUAUCUUAUACGUAACCGGCGACGCAGCAGCCUCAAGCGAUAAUGAUUACGCCGGAGUCCAAUUGUUUGACUUAACAAAAGAAGCUUCGGGUACUUGGUAUAAACCGCUAAACCCUUAUAAUAAAUUUCAACAUUUGCCACGUGGUCACAAGUCAAUUGUCGUACAAACGUCAGCGGGCGAAGAAGUAUUGUUUAUAUUUGGAGGGACGGAUUAUACGUUUAUUCUAAAUCUAGAGUAUUCUAGGCUGGAGAAUGUAACUGAAACAGAGGAUGCUCCGCCGCCAUACAUGGACGAAUUCGCCCUAACAUCCUCUAAAGACAACAUUUAUAUCAUUAGUGGUCGCACUGAAGAGUCUGGCAGGAACCUGUGGGGAUUUAACAUUCCAACUAGAAAGUGGUUUAAGUCGCAGGCCGUCGUAGACAUUACAGUGGGCGCCCAGGUUGAGUAUGCAGGGAAACUUAACGAUACGAUUUACUUGAUCGAUUCGGGUCAGUCGUUAAUGUGGAAAUGGAAUUUGGAAUCUCUUCCUGAGGCUGGCCCUCGUACCUACGGUUAUGCGUUUGCACAGUUGCCCGGCAGCGACGUUUUUGUUACCUACGGCGGGAAAACCGGCUCCGAUGUUGUAACCGAUAGCUUAGACGCAUUCAACAUGACCGAAGAGAGUUGGAUUAAGGUCAACAACAAAACUGAUAUACCCAGCGAUCAGUACCGUGAUGGGUUUGCACCUGAUCAAGAUUCAUUCCUUGAACCACCACAAACUUCUGUUACCAGCGCGGGAAAUGGAACACAGGCGGCGCAUAAUAGAACACUCGAUAUCACAGCGGAUGUAAUAGUAGGAAUACUAUUGAUAAUGGUUGUAAUUUCGAGCUUUCUUUUGUAUAGACAGAUGAAAAAUAAAAAGGAGGAAGAGAAACUGAAAAUAGUGGAAACUUGGGGAGCCUUUAGAGGCGAUACUGAAACUGUUUCUCGGACAGACAUUGAAACUGGUUCUCAGGAGGACACUUUACAGAGUUAUCGACCACUCGAGGUGGAAACGUCUGGUCACUGUGAAUCUUACUCAAGUUCGUCAGAGACAAUUUCAGCACCCGACUUUAACACGCCUACAGCUUUACAUCAUACAGAGAAACUGAACUCUACUCCCAUCACUCCAUCGUCACAUUAUGCAGAGAAACUGAACUCUACUCCCAUUACUCCAUCGUCACAUCAUGCAGAGAAACUGAACCCUACUGCCUCCACUCCGUCAUCGCAUCAUACGGUGAAACUGAACUCUACUCCCCCCACUCUAUUGUCACGUGCAAACGAGAUCCGUAAAGGAGUAACACCCACUGUAUUCGAAUCUCCUUCUACCUCUUCGGUUUCUCCAUCAGCUCCAGAGGGUACUAUUCUAUUUAACCGGUACAAGCUCAAAGGGAAACCAGAAUUUGAUAUCAGCAAAUCCGUUCGGUAUGCAGAGGACGAGACUGUAGGCGAAGACGUGGCGAUAAAGUUUUUCUCAGACUACGAUUCAUUCGAAAAUGAGGUUACAAUGUUAAAGUUUCUUCGCUCGACAUCUGUUGGUGCUUUGCGUAACGUAUUCCACGUUUCCAAUGCUGUUGAUUGGAAAUAUGCUAUGAUUACGGACUAUUAUCUUAUGAGCUUGGAUGUCUUUAUCCUUAAGAAACGAGAUGACAUUAACGAACUAAACAUAAAAGUGAUAAUACAUUCAUUAGCUCAAGCUAUAAAUUAUGUUCAUAACAAGGGAAUAGUGCAUCUGGACAUUCAACCGGGAAACUUUGUACGCGAGGUUGGAAGUGAGAACAAGUGGAGAUUGAUCGAUUUUGAGUCAGCGAAAGUCGAUGGAGAAGAAGACGUUAGUAGCAGCACAUUAAGAUAUGCUCCGCCUGAACUAAUCAAAGCGAGCACGCUGCGCACUAGUAUUAAAGCAGAUACUUCGAUGGACAUGUGGUCAUUUGGAUGUACGAUAUAUGAAUUGUUUGCCGGAAAGCCUCUGUUCAUAAGUGAUGAUGAGACUAAACGUGCAUUACUUGACGCAAGUUGCAUGCAACACUUUGAAUUUCCCUCUAAAAACGUAUCGGAUGUUCAAGCACAACACGUGCUCAAGAAAUUGUUAGCCAUCAAUCCUAUAAAGAGAGCUUCAAUUGAGGAAAUUUUAAGGGGGGCAUAUUUGACUGGUGGUGCCGAUAGUGUUCAGAUACGCAAUAUGCGGGCAGAAGCGACCGAGGAGAUCAUUAACACCCUACACCAGAAUACGAACAUUGUUCUUUCCAGCAUGCAAGAGGCUACUAAUAAGAUUGUGAAUAGUAUAUCUGAUGCUGAAGAUGCGAAAGUGCCCCGACUAUUCAUGUUAUUACCAGGGGACGUGUCUUGGAGAAUUUUUAACCCAAACACUUGGGGAAGGAAAAAAUUUGUAAUCCGCAUUCUUUGUGAAGGUCUUGCCGCUAACAACAAGGAAGCCCACUUCACUGACCAUCCUGGUUACGAGUUAUAUCAUGCGGAACAGUUUCUUGCCAAGGCUGGGCCAUACCUUAAUAUCUUGGCCAAUCUUAUGAAAGUUGCUAGUUUUUUUCCAACGCUACAAUUCAUGCAUGGCAUAGCAGACAAAGUCGAUAUAACGCUUAACUCUAAGGAAUACUUCAAAAACAUAAGCGAAUUUAUUAACGAAUUCAAAACGGAUGAGUCUGUUGCAAGAGAUCUGGCAGGCUUACAAAACGAUCCACUCGAGCGCAUAAAAUGUGCGCAGGGUCCUGCACUGCGUGAAUUUGAAACGUUCUUGCUUAAUAAUGAUCGUUUGCGCGAAUAUGGUGGAUUGAAUCGUAUUAUUGUGAAUGAUGGACGAUGUAGAUGG